This is a messenger RNA of Linum trigynum, 2522 nucleotides long. The record is from the annotation of a GenBank genome assembly. NCBI's taxonomy places the organism in Eukaryota, Viridiplantae, Streptophyta, Magnoliopsida, Malpighiales, Linaceae.
UAUUGCAGCCGUUCGCUGAUUGGAUCCGUGCUAACAUUCAUGGAGAAGCUGGGCUUGAUCAACUACGUGGACCAAAUCGCCCGACGAGAGCCUUUGAUCCCCACAGCCUCGGAGCUCAUUCAAGGAGCCCGCAUCAAAAUCAUUUGCACUAGUUUAGGCGCCAGCGCCACCACCAUGAUAAGCUUCGACGAAGGCGAACGAAUCCUCCGCCUCCCCGCCUUCACCUGGACACCCAACUGCCAAGCACUCAUGAGAAACCUCGUCGCUUACGAAUCCAUGGCCGCGGUCCACGAUAAUCCCCGGAUUCUGACAACAUACUUGCAGCUAAUGCACGACCUGACAGCCGCCGGGAGCGCGAAGAAGGUCGAGUUGCUUAGACAAGCCGGCGUGAUCGCCGGGGAUAAUCCCGCCGACGUCGGGAAACUGUUCGGCGAGAAUAUAACGACGGUGGUGAUUGGCAACCUGAGUAGUAGGCAGCAACAUCAGCAGCUAGAUUCGCAGAUCCAGGCCGUGAACCGGUGCUAUUAUUUAUAGCGAUAAUGUGAACACGAGGUCGUGGGGGAUUCUGUAUAGACGUUUCAAGUUGGGCUUGAGGCGGCUGGCCCAGUUGUUGCUUCUGGUGGUUUCGAUUGGGCUCGUGUUUUUCCCUGCUGUUACUCUGUUGAUGUCCACGCUUUCUUUUAACGUAUGGGACUGCGUCUCCCCGUGGAUGGCUCUGCUGCCUCGUCUCUGAACUUUUGUGGCACCGCGCGGUGUGUUUUAUGUCAAGAACCAGUUGAUCUCAAUAACUCGAGUUGUUGGGAGAAGUUUAUGCUGGAUUUUAUACCACUCUCUAAUACGCCCCCUCAAACGAAAGCCAACUCAUGAGCUUGAAGUUUGCACAGGCCCAUCAUACAAUGUGCUCAGGGGCGGACCCAGGGAGGUUUAGGGGUGUCCCCGGACACCCCUAAAUUUUGGGAAAACGAUUAUCCAACCCUCGAUGGUAAUUUACGUAUGGAUAAAAAAAAUAUAAUUGAUAGUGAGAGACACCCCUUAAAUUUGAAAAAAUGAUUAUCCUACUGUCAUUUGUGUAUAGGAAUAUAAGUGGUAGGUUGGAUAAUUUAAAUCUAUAACACUAUUAUUAUUAAUAAGCUCAAUUUCCGUUGAGCUAAACUCAUUUGUUGUUCGAUUUUGAACAAUGUGUAAUAGUAAAAUGGUAUUCCCUAUCUCUAAUUAUUUUAAGAACCUAACAAUUAAACUAAUUUCAAACUACCCUUAAUUUGUAUUGAUUUUAUGAUUGUACGACAAGUGUUGAAAGAGUCUUUCAGCUUUGGGUUACAUCAAGAACAAGUUUACAAAUAGAAUAUGCGAUAAGUUUGUGAAUGAUUGUCUAGUAGUGUAUAUAGAGACAAUUUUUUUAAACACUAUAGACACCAAGUGUAUUCUACAAUUAGUUCCGAAUAAGAAAACACAUCAUGGACUUUUUUAACCUGUACGAGUAAAGUAUUUUCAUAUUUACAAUUUUAUUUUUAUUAAUUAUUUAUUUUUAUUUAAUUUAUUUUUUAAAAGAGGACACCCCUAUAAAAAAUUUCUGGGUCCGCCACUGAAUGUGCUUGAAAGACAACGGUUAAUAUUGGAGGUCGUGGAGAUUCGAACACAUGACCUUUCGGUUCUAGGCUUUGAUACCAUGUCAAGAACCAGUUGAUCCCAACAACUCGCCACUCAUAAGGGCUUGAAGUUUGCACAGGUCUAAAGACAAGAAUAUCAUGUGCUUAACAAAUGGGGUCACCGGGAAUCGAACACAAGACCUCUCGGUCACAGAAGGCUCUGAUACCAUGUCAAUAACCAAUUGAUCCCAAUAACUCGAGUUGUUGGGAGAAGGUUAUGCUGGAUCUUAUACCACUCUCUAACACUUUAAAUGUCACUGCUUGCACAGACUUAUUUUUGGCUAUUCUCUUCAAAAACAAAAAUCUUGUAGUAAUGAGAUUGGUGAACACUUAUAUACAAAGGUCAUUCUCUUGUAUUGUCGAUGUGGUACUUGAAUUGCACCAUAACAAUCCUCCUCUCAAAACAAGUAUUACAAACUUUGUGUCCUCUCCUCAACGACUAUCUUGAUCCGUUGGACACCUUGUACUGACAGGCUCUCCAACACAAAGAUUUACCAAAUGCAUAACUCAAUUGAUAUGCCAAACAAAAGUAGAUCUUCCUCUAUCCGUCAAACAAACGCGUCUCGAUGUCAACGAAUGAGAUAAAUCACAAACACACAGAUGGAAAGAAUAGAGAUAUAGAAGGAUUGAAUUAGAGAAGAGCGGGAAAAAAUUAAGGAAGAACAAACCAAAACACUCAGUGUGCCUAGAUGUGGCCAAACGUAAACUUCUCAUUACUCCCAAAACACCGCCCAUCUCGACACCUACGAUCAAUCUCAACCUGAGGAGGCUUCUGAAAAUUCCCGGUGGAAGUGUAGUCCCUGGCCGAGCUAUCCCGGCUUCCGCAACUACCGCUGCAGACACUACUUUUCGCUCGAAUUAAAGCAUAAUGUUAGU